Molecule: messenger RNA, 994 nt
Organism: Lathyrus oleraceus (garden pea)
Lineage: Eukaryota; Viridiplantae; Streptophyta; Magnoliopsida; Fabales; Fabaceae
Product: 40S ribosomal protein S8
Exons: 5
Coding region: 159-809 (216 amino acids)
Biological process (GO): translation
Cellular component (GO): ribosome
Molecular function (GO): structural constituent of ribosome
Source: RefSeq, a predicted model, not a curated record
AGAAACUUGGGCCUAUCGGACCUGGAUCGGAAACCCAACCCUAGUAUAUAUAAAAAAGAUACAUUAGGUUUCACUACUUCAUUCUCAGUGAAGCAGCGAGCCAGAAACCUAGGGAGAGAGGAAGAGGACUGCGCCUCGUUUCACCACCAUCAUUCAACAUGGGUAUUUCCAGGGAUUCUAUGCACAAGAGGCGUGAGACUGGAGGAAAGAAGAAGGCAUGGAGGAAGAAGAGAAAGUACGAGCUUGGUCGCCAGCCAGCUAACACCAAGCUUUCAAGCAACAAGACCGUAAGGAGGAUCCGUGUCCGUGGUGGUAAUGUUAAAUGGAGGGCUUUGAGGUUGGAUACAGGAAACUUUUCCUGGCCUAGUGAAACUGUCACUCGUAAAACCCGUCUCCUUGAUGUGGUUUACAAUGCCUCCAACAAUGAGCUUGUGCGUACUCAGACCCUUGUGAAGAGUGCCAUUGUUCAGGUUGAUGCUGCUCCUUUCAAGCAAUGGUACCUUCAACACUAUGGUGUUGAAAUUGGAAGGAAAAAGAAAACUGCCGGCAAGAAAGAGUCUGAGGAGGCUGAAGCUGUUACAGAGGAAGUUAAAAAGAGUAGCCAUGUUCAGAGGAAAUUAGAACAACGACAGAAGGAUCGUCAGCUGGAUCCACACAUUGAGGAGCAGUUUGGAGGUGGAAGGUUGCUUGCAUGCAUUUCUUCCCGACCUGGACAGUGUGGCAGAGCUGAUGGCUACAUUUUGGAAGGUAGAGAAUUGGAAUUUUACAUGAAGAAGCUCCAGAAGAAGAAGGGCAAGGGUGCUGCUUGAUAACUUUCCAAAUUUUUAUUUUGCUUUAUUUGUUUUAAUUGAGACUAGUUUUCAACGAAGAUGUUUUGUGCUUCAGUUUAUGCUGUUGGUUAACAUUUUAGCAUCUUUUAAUGUUUUUGACAAUAUUAUGUUGGUUUUGAGUUAAACUAUUUUGGUUAUUUAUAUUUUACAAUUUUGUCAACAAA